AUUCAGAAGAUGUCGCCCACAUAAAUCAAAGUAAAAAGCCUUCUCUCCUCUCUUUCAGUUUCGACAUUCCCCAGAGUCUCUCCACUUUUUGUCUCCAACCAAACAAACCUUUCUUCAUCGUGAAACAGAGCAUAACAGAGAACAAAACAGAGACGUUCGACUCUCUGUCUUAAUCUCCCACUAAAUCCUUUGUCUGAAUUCCAAAGUAACUAAAUCCUUUGUCUGAAUUCCAAAAUCGAUGGAAACCGCUACAGCAAUUCCGGUUCAGGAAACCGGGUCAGGAUAUCAACCCCCUGUUAAUCCAGAUGGGUUUGUGACGAUCGAUGUCGAAAGUUUCACUCCUGUUUUUAACAAAGACUUCUCUUCGUCGAGUCCUAGAAUUACUCUGCAGAGAAGUGUUUCGAGGAAAGGGUCUCCAAGAAGCAAUAACAACGAGAGGAAACUCUAUUGCGACGCAAAUGGUAAUGACAGUGAGACCUCAUUUCCUCAGUCCCCACUUAGAGGAACAAGCACGCCGGAAAAGAUGAGCAUCGUGGGGUCCACAGAUAAUGCAGGUACGCCCACAGCCACAGCCACCGCUGUUUCAGCCUCACCGCUUCAUCAGAUCACCAUUACUACGGCUGCGGCCACCGCCGGAAAUAUGAUAUCCGAUCAAAGUAGAGAAAGAAGAUUUGGUUUUGCGAGGAAGUCGAGUUUUAAACGCUCUCACACAUCUUGGGUGUUUGAUCCCAAGAAAGUCGUCCUCUUCUUUGCAACUUUGUCAAGCAUGGGAUCAAUCUUGUUAAUCAUAUUUACUCUCUCGAUCAGCAAGUCUAAUCUUGGAGAUAUGCCUCUCGAAUAAUAGUAAAAAUACAAGAAGAUAUAUGAGAUGGACCGACCUCAGUUUGUGGCGUUAGAGCAUACGACAAUCUCACCGACCUACAUUUGAGGAGAUGAAUCAGAGGAACAUUACAAAAAAAAACAAAGAGCGUAAGGUUGUGAUAAUAAUUAUUUUGUAUAGUUUUUAUUUUUUUAAAUGGAAAAAGGAAACAUCAAGAGAAAGUGAGAAGUGGGCACGCACGAGAUCAUAUGAAUAUUGGAAAAGAAAGCUUAAGACAAGAGUUUAUGACUGUUGUGACAAAGACGGAGAAUCUUCUCUUCUGUUCCUUUUAAUUAAUUUCUUUGUUUUUUUCAGUUUAUUUUGCCUAGUUAUUGUGUUUUUCAUUUUGUUGUAUUUCUUUAUGUGCAUGUAUAUUAUUGACAUGAGUA
Brassica oleracea var. oleracea is the source of this 1248-nucleotide messenger RNA. RefSeq lists its product as uncharacterized. The transcript has 5 exons. The record is from RefSeq and is a predicted model, not a curated record. Bases 239 to 841 code for a protein of 200 amino acids. NCBI's taxonomy places the organism in Eukaryota, Viridiplantae, Streptophyta, Magnoliopsida, Brassicales, Brassicaceae.